GCUGACGUCAACAGGAUCGCUUUGGCUUCCAAUCCUGGCGCAGCUCCCCCAAACCGGGCUGGCAAGAAGCUGAGAGUGGAGUGCCUCAAGGAAGCUUUGCCCGCAUGUCCACAUCUCAUUCGCGCGGUGGAUGGCGUUGUUCGAGGUGGCAGCCAGACGGGUCGCUUUGAGCGCAGGUGCCUUGACCCCAACAAGUGGCACCGCUGCCUAGAAACAUCUGUGGGAGAGACGCGUGUCCAAGAAGUCGCCGGUACUUGGGCAGACUGGGCUUGGCCUUCAGCCGCGGAGACUUCCAAUGCGGAUAACUUUGAUGAACCAAUCGGCUUCCCCCAGGGAGACUCUUGGACCAUCUCUUGCAGAGUCAAUGUGGACGGCCUGCAAAAUUUUGGGACCGCUGCGCCCGGAGUCAAAGGACAACAUGCCACGCAAGUGGCCGAACAGUGUGCAAGAGAUGGCCGCGACGAGGGCGCUGGCGUCAUGGUUGUUCCAUGCACCGGUCAUCAAAAAAAGGUUGCCGGAGAAUCUCUUGGGAGAGCCUUCUUCCCAUGGGUGAGUUUCCCAAGUCUGUCUCGGGCCGCAAGGAAUUGCGGUAGCCCUCCGGGAACAAAGGAGUUCGACGUGCCAAAUGCCGUGGUGCACUUUGCUUUGGACUUUGCCCGUCAGUAUGGGCUGGACUUGCCAUGCUUUCGCCGCUACUACGCUUCCAAAGCGGAGUGGCGCAAAGUGGUCAUGAGCUGGUUCUCUUUGCCCGAACAUGAUGCCAAGAAAGCCCUUUUGAUGGCCUGA
Durusdinium trenchii is the source of this 786-nucleotide messenger RNA. The record is from the annotation of a GenBank genome assembly. Lineage: Eukaryota; Dinophyceae; Suessiales; Symbiodiniaceae.